This is a messenger RNA of Neoarius graeffei (lesser salmon catfish), 1290 nucleotides long. Its product is annotated as actin-binding Rho-activating protein-like. The record is from RefSeq and is a predicted model, not a curated record. Gene Ontology annotation, molecular function: actin binding. Bases 146 to 604 code for a protein of 152 amino acids. NCBI's taxonomy places the organism in Eukaryota, Metazoa, Chordata, Actinopteri, Siluriformes, Ariidae. The transcript has 2 exons. Gene Ontology annotation, biological process: positive regulation of Rho protein signal transduction.
UGUGGUACUGAAGAGAAAUUGGGGAUUUGGUCUGAUAAAGGUUUGCUGUAGUUGGAUCUCCUUGGUGUCCUGUAAAUGACACACGAAGCUGAGCACUCGCACUCCUGGCGUGUCAAUCCAACAGAGAGAUGUUAUAAAGUGCAUCAUGGAGACAGCCAGGCAAUCAGAAACCCCUGAACACAAAGCAGCUUCAGUGAAAGGAUUAACACAGACUUGGCAGAAAUGGUCUGAAGAUCACAAGGAUUAUCAGAAGCACAAUCCAUUCACUAGUGAUGAGGUGCUGGCCGUUCAUCCCGAGUGGGGUCAGGAGGACUAUGGCCGACCUCCGGAGGGUUCUCACACUGAGCGCAGAGGGAAGGAAGCUCACUCCCACAUCGGCAGGGAGGUGACGGAGCUGUGCCAGAUUAUUAGAGAACUUGGGCACAGACGAGAAGAUGGGAGACGAGAAGUUGAGUUUGGCACGCUGUUUGAUCAUUAUGUCUCAAUUUCGAACAAGCUGGUGGGAGUACUGCUCCGGGCACGGAAACAAGGGCUUGUGCAAUUCGAGGGGGAGAUGCUGUGGCAAGGGAAAGAUGAUCUAGUGCUUAUCUCACUGCUUCCAUAACCAAUUAUUAAAAUGAAUGAAUAGAUUAAUCAUAUUGUGAGCCUUUUGAAUGAUAGAUUAAUCAUGUUGUGAACAUUUUUUGUAAUUAUAUGGAGUACUCUCAGAAUAAGGCCAGUAUCCUUGGCUUUUCUCUGAGUGAGUUCACAGUUGCAGCAAAGCUUCAAUUGGGUCUUGCUUGAGUGGAUUCAGCUUAGUGACACAUGCAUUAAAGAAGCAGUGUGUAAUCCUCAGAGCCCUCUGCUGUCUGCUCAGAAAAUUGCAACUGUCAUGAAAACAUUUUAUAUGACUUCCUAUACCUCCCAGCUGCCUCUAACCCCUUCAGCAGAAACUAGAGAAGAAAUUAGUGAAAGCACAGAAUCACAGCUUCAAGCUAUUUAAGAUAUCUUAAUUAAUCUAAGCAUUAAUAAUUGCAUGAAUUAACAAUUAUGAAAUAUUUAUGGAACUACCGAAGGACACCAGUCACAUUCAUUCAUUCAUUCAUUCAUCUUCAGUAACUGCUUUAUCCUGAUCACACUCAUGUGAACACUGGGCAUGAGGCAAAAUACACCCUGGGUGUGCAGGCCUAGACAUUAAGCAUUUACCACUGGUGGCCCAUUGGGCCACUAGAAUUUAAAAGUUACUGGCCCAAAUGGAAAAUGUGGUGGCCCGAAUGCGCGCGGUACCCGAACCACGGCUGUUGCAGGCAG